AUGGGAAGAGGAAAGAAGAAAUCUACAGCUAUGGAGCCAGAGCCAAAUGAUCAGACUCAGUCUUCCUCGUUACUUCACGUCGAGUCGGCUCCAGGACCAUCCCAGCGUUUUAGUAAUCGGGCGAAUAAGUAUCGAGCCAUGCAAGGCAAAAUACAAGCCCUACGUGACAAAAUUAAUCAGAUGAAGCAACAACAGGAGCAGCAGUCACGUCUCGUUCAGGAAACCGUCGGGCCUGUGGUGGAAGUUGAGUCUACACCACGAAGUGUGAGACCAGAAGGAUCACAACAUCAAUCAGUCCGACUACAAGAUUUAGUCCAGAACCCCCCUCUGACCCAAAACCCAGUUCCGGCUAGGAAUCCCACGACUCAAGCUCCGACACAUGCUUCGGGGCCUAAAGAGUCAUUGAAGAACUUCAUCGCCCGCUUUAAUGAGGAGGCACUACGGGCGAAGGACUAUGAUGACAAAAUGGCGCUCUCCACCAUGUUUGGCAGUCUAAGAGAGGGGAAAUUUACCUUCUCCAUUGGUAAAAAUCCGCCAAAGACGUUGGCUGAGCUCGUCACCAGAGAUCAAAAAUACACUAAUGCCGAGGAGUUCUCCAACUCCCGUAAAAAUGUUCAAGCAUCAGAGCCACCAACAAAAGGGAACAGACAGAGGAACGAAGAACCCCAGUCGUCCACCAAGAAGUCAGACGACUGCGCUCAUCGUGAUCGUCGUCCGAGUAGGAAGCCUGAGGGCAGAUUUCGUUCCUAUACUCCCCUUAACACAUCUACAGAGCAAAAAUUACUAGAUAUCAGGGGUCAAAAGCUCCUGAAUUGGCCUGAAGAGAGAACAGCUCAGAGAGAAGAGCAGCCUAGCAAAUCUGCAGAAGAACUGGUCGAAAUUCGCACCAUCUUCGGCGGUUCAUCCAGUAGAGGAGACUCAAACAUCGCCCAUAAAGCCCACUCCCGGAAGUCCGAUCCGAAGCAUUACGUCCACAUGACUGAGCGGCCAAGGAAAGAGCUCCGAGUCAAUCUUGCAGGCUUGACCUUCACGGAAGAUGAUACACCCGGAAUUCAACAUCCGCACGAUGAUGCCCUGGUGGUAACUAUGACCAUAGCCAACCACAAGGUGUACCGCAUCCUGGUCGACACCAGGAGCUCAGCUAAUGUCAUCUACUUGGAGGCUUUUGAAAGAAUGGGGAUUCCAAAGUCAAACUUCAGACCUGUGAAGAGCCCUUUGCAUAGCUUGGCCGGAGAAAUGGUGAUCUCCAAAGGAGCCAUCUCCCUCCCUAUGACUGUGGGAGAAGGACGGCAUCAAGUCACCCUCUUGGUGGACUUCCUUGUCGUUAAUGUGCCAUCAGUGUAUAACGUCAUCCUGGGGAGACCUUCCCUCAAUGCAAUGAGAGCGGUCGUGUCCACAUACCAUCUAAUGAUGAAAUUUUCCACCGAAGGCAGAGUAGGCUACCUCCGAGGCGAUCAACGCGAGGCUCGGAAGUGUUAUGCGAUAGCAGUGAGGAAAGGGUCGGUGACAUAG
Molecule: messenger RNA, 1512 nt
Organism: Magnolia sinica
Lineage: Eukaryota; Viridiplantae; Streptophyta; Magnoliopsida; Magnoliales; Magnoliaceae
Exons: 3
Coding region: 1-1512 (503 amino acids)
Source: RefSeq, a predicted model, not a curated record